AUGUCUGUAUCGCCCACAUUUCUAAAUUUGCCUAUCACCAUUUCUGCCCAGGUUUUGGAAAAGGUGGAGCCUGUUGAUCUACUGGCCUGCCGUAAAGUGUGCCGUUGCUUGAGAGCAUCUAUAGAUAGAAUUGGAAUUCAUUUUGAUAGCAUAUGUUUUUAUUUAGAAGAUAAAGACGUCACAAUAUAUUUCGACGAAAUAGCAGUCAACUAUACUAGUGCAGAAAAUCGCGAUGUCCGCGGAAAAUAUAAGAUGAUCAUCAGAGCAACUAAUUUCACAGAAAGAGCAUUCAAGGAUUUGGGAACUGCAUUGAAACAUGCCCGAAAAUUUUAUUCUGAGAAAGGAUUUAUUGACCAAGCUGCCUGGGCUACUCAAUUUAUAGACGGCGCCUUGAAAGGAAAUGCAUGUGUGUUUGUCGAGAAGCUGGAACUUCACAAGCUCUUGUUUAGUGAGAUCCAUUCAAUCUUACCAUAUUUUGAUGCACAAUCACUAAGAAAAGUUCAAUUGUGGGAAACUGAUGUAUGGGGCCAAGACCCGAACGCAGAGGAGAAUUUCGAACGGAUUACACAGAUGGAACAGUGGCAAAAUGUAAAAACACUUGGUUUCCAAGGCACCGCGUUUAAGUUUUCAAUUGAGACUCUUUUUCAUUUUGAAAGCCUUUCUGUUGAAUUUGAUUUUUUCACAGAGGAAAAUGCAAUCAAAAUUAGAGAUGAUCUCAUGAAAAGAGAUACAUUUCGAAGAUGCGAGGUCUGGUUUAAUUCUAGUUGGUUCUCAACGGCACAAACAUUUGAUCCGGACGGAUAUCAUGGCCAUGAAUAUGACAUAGAUUAUUCAAAUGAUGAUGGCGACGACUUUUCAAUUCGCUGUAAACGAGUUGAAUUUUACGAUGGAGACGAGGAGGAUUUGAAUCCAUAUGAGCUCAUUAUUGAAAAAUUUUAAUGUCAAUAUUUGUUAAUUUUUCAAAAAUAAAUAUAACCGG
Messenger RNA from Caenorhabditis elegans, 979 nucleotides. It is a transcript of the gene fbxa-7, whose product is annotated as F-box domain-containing protein. The record is from RefSeq and is marked reviewed. The transcript has 3 exons. NCBI's taxonomy places the organism in Eukaryota, Metazoa, Nematoda, Chromadorea, Rhabditida, Rhabditidae. The coding region runs from base 1 to 939 and encodes 312 amino acids.